AUGUUUCAAGUUAACAAAGCUUCGGUCCGCGGUGUUGAGGGUCACACCCUCCGCGAGACUGAUAAGCGCGACCGCUUUUGGUGGCAUUAUCCUGGUCUCCGCAGCCUCAAUUUUCUUUUGCUUGGCUGUAUUGUUUGUGAUAUGACCAAUGGAUAUGAUGGCUCUAUGCUGAAUGGUCUUCAAUCACUCCCGUCAUGGCAAGAGGCCUUGGAUCAUCCGACAGGUACUCGUCUCGGUACGAUUUCUAACGGCACGAGAUAUGGACAACUUGCCGCUCUCCUCAUCGCUGCUCCCUUGAUUCAAUGGCUUGGACCUCGACGUCCGAUUACGAUUGGCUCUCUUCUUCUGCUCAUCGGAGUUGCGCUUCAAGCCAGCGCCCAAAAUUACGCCAUGUUCGUGUUUGCUAGGUGUCUGAUUGGCUUCGGAAAUACGAUCCAGAAUACAGCAUGCCCGAUCUUGGCGAGCGAGCUGGCUCAUCCAUUUCAGAGGACACAGAUCAUUGGCAUUCAGAACACAACUGGCUCUCUAGGCCAAAUCAUGGCCGCAUGGAUCACCUAUGGCACUUCAUUCAUCGUUGGGUCUUGGUCAUGGCGACUUCCUUCACUUCUUCAGGCAUUAUCAUCCUGUUUCCAGUUGGUCAUGUCUUUCUUCAUUCCCGAGUCACCUAGAUGGCUUGUCUAUCAGAAUCGCAGCAAAGAGGCAUACGAGAUUCUGGCCAAGUACCAUGCUGAAGGUGACGAGUCUUCGCAACUACUGCAGUAUGAAAUGGCAGAAAUCGAAGCGGCGAUUGAGGCAGAGAAGGUGCAAGCAUUGUCUUCAUGGAUGGGGUGGUUCCGAACCGCCGCUAAUCGAUACCGACUCUUCAUCAUUGUGACAUCUGGUUUCAUCAUUCAAUGGUGUGGAAAUGCCUUGCUGUCAUACUACAUCCACCUUGUCUUCAACUCCAUCGGUAUAACCAACAGCAAGAAGCAACUUCUUCUCAACGGCGGCAUCACCAUCAAUGGUUGGGUUUGGGGUAAUACGUUCUCGCUCUUCAUCGACAAAAUAGGCCGCCGCCCGAUGUGGCUGAUUGGUAUGAGUGGAAUGUUUGUCGCAUUCUUGUUGCUCACCGUAUUCACUGGCGUCAACACAAGCAUCAAUUACGAAAACCAUGCCCUCGGCCGGGCUACUAUUUUUACCAUUUUCCUCUUCGGCGUCUUUUACAAGAUGCCUGGCUGUAUGCUCAACUCGUACGUUGCUGAGGUGGCGCCCUUUGACCUGCGUGCGAAAGCUUUUGUCAUUUCGAGCUUUGGCGAUGCAGCAGCAAACAUCUUCUCGGGGUACACCAAUCCCAUUGGAUUGCAACACAUAGGCUGGAAAUAUUAUAUUGUUUGGUGUUGUGUUCUCGUCAGCAACUUUUGCAUCAUAUACUUCUUUUACCCUGAGACCAAGAACCUCUCACUGGAAGAAGUUGCACAACUAUUCGACGGCCCCAACUCUGUCGAGGCAAAGCUUCACGAAGGCACCGAGGAAGUUGAAGAGAAAAGAGGCGAGAUUAACGAGGCUACGACUGUGUGGUGGAAUUUCCUCCAACGUCAGACCCGCCCAACAGCUGAGGCUUGCCGCUUUAUCCUAAAGUUAUUGGAGGAGCCCCCGCAAACAGCUGACCAACCUAGAAAGCUGGUUAACUGGGGUGCCGAAUGUCAGUAUGUUGUGAAGCAAAAACCUGGUAUCAAGGCCGGGGCUGUCGAUAGUCUCAGUCGGCGACUCGAAACAUUGGAGCAGAUUCUUCUGGAUACUUCUGGCAACACAAAAGCGAGACUAGCUGCUUUGUUGAAUGGGGAUCUUGAGAGACCUAUGAGAAACGAAUUCUCACCCACGAAAUCUCCUUCGAUGGAAAGGCAACAGAGACCGUAUGAUGCAUCUCGACAUGCAGGUCAAGAUUCACUAGUCGAAAUCGCCCCUCAAUCAGACCAUCACCGCAGCAAACGACAACGCAUUGGCGAUGAGCAGGACCGAUACUGCGAUACAAAUGAUGAAUCUUGGAUUACGCCAUUGCCUCAAUAUCACUUGUUAGAAGCUGUAGUGGAAGCUCAUUUUCAGACAGUGCAUCACUGGAUACCCAUCCUCCAUGAAACAAGAUUUCGAGCCAAGUUUAAGGACCCUAUUCAGAGGCAAAAGCUUACUGUGCUCCUUCAUGCUUUGCUUUCCGCAGGAAUUAAAUAUGUCGACUGCACGGCCUUUGGAAUGAGUAUUCAGGACGUCACAAGACAGAUUCGCAUCUCUCGAAGCACGGUGAUGGAAAAUGCUAUGGAAUCUCUUUCCAUUGAGAAUACCCAAGCUCUGGUGAUAAUUGCUUUCGACUAUAUGGGAAGUGGCCACGUUCAAAAAGCAUGGCCUAUAAUUGCAUCUUUAACGAGGGUUGUUGACUACCUGCAGCUAACGGUAGAGCCAGACGAAGACUCACCGAAGCAGCCUUUAUUAAGAUCUUUAACUGUCUUGGAAAAGCCACUUGACUGGACAGACUCCGAAGCACGCCGAAGACUUUUCUGGAGUAUUUUCCUUCUAGACAGAAUCUGUUCUGUUACUACUGGGUGGCAUACGAGCCUCACAUCUGACGACGUUCAUCGACGCCUCCCUUGCGGCGGGGCAAUGUGGGCGAGAGCAGAGCCCGUUUCAACGCCCUAUUUUGGAAUAUGGGAUAAAUCGACGGCGAAAAUCGGCAACUCAAUAUCCAAUGCACCUACGAUCUAUGUAUCACCAAAGGCGGCGAUUGACCAUCCCAGCCCUGGGUCCAAUGGGGAUGUAGACGUCUCAAAACUUGGGGCCUUUGCGUAUUGUAUCGAAGCAACGGAAAAUCUCAGCCAGGUCACCUCAUUCUUCUUGCAGCAGAGUGUCAACUUUGGUAACCGGGAUGAAGUCAAGAACUGGCUCACAAGGUUUAAGGAACUUGACCUUCGCCUAGUUCAUUGGAAGAUGUUCUUGCCGAAGCAAUGGCAGGACUCGAACGUCUCUCGAGAUGUUCUAAUAUUGAAACUUGAUCCAAACCUAACAUUGGCUCAUGUAUCUCACAAUACCUCAAUGAUCCUACUCCAUCAACAUAUUGCGUACCCGCCUGUGCGCUGGAAGAACGUUGUCAAGCUACCUAGCUCAUGCAGUGCGGAGACAUGCCACCUUGCAGCGGUUGAAACAUCGUCAAUUGUGCAAAAGUAUCUGAGGUUUAUGGGGGGUAUCGUCAAUGCCCAAUUCGCAUUUUGCGCUUUUGUCGCUGCUAGGAUUUUGCUCAUUCACUGGCACUCCAGUGAAACCCAUACCUUAGAGACGGAGUUUUUCAGCCUCCUGCAGAGCUUGAAAGAUAUGUCGGACAAAUGGCACGGAUACUACACAUAUGGGAACACAUUUGGUACUGGUCCAGAUCGACAACGAUCCCUAGACUUGGCUGGAAGAUACGCAGAGCAGCUCGAAAGUCUGCACUCCCGCUGUCUGAACGAUAUGACAUUCUCAACAACCGACCUCAUAGAGACUCUGGGCGAUGCGACUCUGUAUGGCUUCAUCGAGGCAACGGUACAACCCAGUUCAGUCAUAUCGCCUAGCGGCACUGAUUACAGGAAUCACAACGGCCAAUCACACAGACGUUAUUCAUCAGGGUUUGAAGCAUACCAAAGAGCUGGCGUCCCGUCUCCUACAAGAGGAUCUGAUAUGCGUUCCAAUUACCAGCCACACAGAUCUCCCGCUCAAACAAGACCUUCGGCUGCGUAUGGAGUCCGGGAAGUUCCACAGCCUCAAGAUGACAUGAGUUCCCAAUCGGGAGUAGGGCAAUCGCCAUUGGCAACGUCAUCGGCUAAUGCAAAUAUGAGGAACAUACAUGGCCCUUCCAUCGCUUUGAUGAACGACAUGAACGCCGCCAAUAGCUUUCCCCAUAACCAGUCAAUGAUGGCUGAGGAGGACGAACUAACAACUAUGUCGAAUAUGUUAUUGGGAAAUCAGUUCUUGGAAAUGGAUCGUGUCAUUUCACUCCAGGGCGCUGAUUUCUUUGCAUUCGAUUCUACAAGAGGAGUUGGCCUCUCUGGCUAA
Trichoderma aggressivum f. europaeum is the source of this 4053-nucleotide messenger RNA. Its product is annotated as transcriptional regulator family: Fungal Specific TF. Gene Ontology annotation, cellular component: membrane. The record is from RefSeq and is a predicted model, not a curated record. Bases 1 to 4053 code for a protein of 1350 amino acids. Gene Ontology annotation, molecular function: zinc ion binding; carbohydrate:proton symporter activity; DNA binding. The transcript has 11 exons. Gene Ontology annotation, biological process: transmembrane transport; DNA-templated transcription; carbohydrate transport. Lineage: Eukaryota; Fungi; Ascomycota; Sordariomycetes; Hypocreales; Hypocreaceae.